Messenger RNA from Drosophila ficusphila, 2551 nucleotides. RefSeq lists its product as uncharacterized. The record is from RefSeq and is a predicted model, not a curated record. Gene Ontology annotation, cellular component: plasma membrane. Bases 308 to 2545 code for a protein of 745 amino acids. The transcript has 7 exons. Gene Ontology annotation, molecular function: GTPase activity; GTP binding; calcium channel regulator activity. NCBI's taxonomy places the organism in Eukaryota, Metazoa, Arthropoda, Insecta, Diptera, Drosophilidae.
UUGCCGCUUCGUCCGGGCGGAAGUCAGAAGAAGUGAGAGCGGCAACUCGCCAGCGGAAACGGAAGUGCAGAAAGUCCCGAGCGACUGACUGGCCGUGCAAACUGUUGCUCGUCGCUCUGUGCUUGUGUUCGUGUUAGUGUAUCGGUGUGUUUGUGGCAUUGUUGGUGUUGGACAAUUAGCAAAGUUGCUAUAACAGACCGAAUUAUCCGACAAAUUUGAUGAAAAUGGUAAACAUUAAAUUGUAAUGCGGCACGCGGAGUAAAAUGCCCUAAAAUAGUAUACCCUUUCCUUGCACAGAAGUCCUGAGAUGGCACAGCAACAGCGCAGCUGGGACGAAGGAGCAGUUGGAGGAGGAUCCUAUGGCCAUCCGCACUCCUCCCACCACAAAGUACCUGCCAGAGCAGCCAGCAAUCCGCUGCCCUGCAAAGGAGCCACUCCCAAAUUGCCCAGGCAAUACCAUGGUGCUCCAUCACCGGGUUACAGUUACGGGGGAUACGAGACCCCAAGGAGUCCCAAGAUCACCACAACCUUUGCCCACGACAGCUGCGAUGAGGCCAGCAGCUCCACUCCGAGUUCUUACUACCAGACGCCUCCUUCGGGUUCCAUCGAUGAUUCCGCCUCGCUUUUGAGUGGACGAACUACCGCCAGGAGUCCCAAGUCCCCUUGCCAAUUUGUCUUCGAUGCAGUGAGUCCCAGUCACGGCAGGAAGUUCGAGUACUACGAGCCCAUUUCCCCGGAUGAUGGAGCUUUGUACUACGAUCCUCCGACUUCUCCACGUCGCCAGGGAUCCAAGAAGCUGAUGCGGACUAAGACGCCCUUAGAUCCCGUCCCCCAAUUAACCACGACGGGAGUGGAUGAGAGCAUGGCGGUGGCGAUGGCAAUGGGAGGGGGAGGAGGUUACUCCCAAGGAAAUCCCAGCAAGCGGCAACGGGAUGAGUGGGAACUUCCAGUGAUUAGCAAGAUCGAGGCCAGGAACCUCAGUGCAGCUGCAUCUGCGGCAGGAGCAGGAUCGGGAUCUUCAGGGGGGAAUUACUACGGAUUGAAGCGCGACUCCUGCGUCACCGAUUGCACCCAACUGUCCAUGGAAUCCGGCGAGACGAACACCCAGCACACUGGAAGCACCAUGGUUACCCACACCACCACCAGCUUCAGCUUCACGGAACCGGAAAUGGAUCAGGAGUCCCGGCAGCCGAAGCCGCACCGCCAACGGCGACAUGCCAUCAACAUCACCUCCAAUCCGGGCUACCAGGUGCUCCACAGCUCCCACUCCACCUUGGAUCGCACCUGUUCGGAUAGCGUGGUCUCCCUUCGAUAUCGCAAGUCCACCAGUGAUCUUACCCAGGAUGCGGACCACGAGUUGAGUGGAUGUAAGCCAGCGAAACCGAAGGCGCAUGUGGAGCACAAGCCGCGGCGCAGGGGAAGCUCCAAGGGCGGAUUGGCCUACCUGGCCAGCAGGAGGAGCUCCCGGGAGUCGAUGAAGAGCGCCUGCUCGAAUGCCUCCAUCGUGUCCAACGACGAUGUGGGGCCACUAGCCUUCCAGAGCUCCAACCGCGGUCGCCAGCGCAGAACGUCGAACUUCCUCGAGCUGCCAGUUCCCGACCACGUGCGACCGCGAGUGUGUUCCCUGCCCGAGCGACCGUACAACCCGCGGGCCAGCGACGACCUCUACCGCCUGCGGCACUUCUCCAUCAGCAAGGGAAAUGUGGUCAACUGCGGGGACUCGAUAAUCUCGCGGAGAUCGCGGAGCAACACCAGCGUGAACUCGACGAACAGUCGGGCCAGCGAAAGGUCGCCAUUCGAGGGCAGUUGCUGUGGAGCGGGCUACGCCAACGUGGAUUCCCUCCCAGCAACGCCGGAUGACUCCGAGAACCUGGAUCCUCCUCCACCCGCCCGUUAUCGAGUCGUGAUGCUCGGGGAUGCUGGAGUGGGAAAGACGGCGCUGGUCAACCAGUUCAUGACCUCCGAGUACAUGCACACCUACGAUGCCAGUUUGGUUUUAGACGACGAGUUCGGCGAGAAGACGGUGAGCGUUCUGCUGGACGACGAGGAGUCGGACAUGGUCUUCAUCGAUCACCCCAGCGUGGAGAUGAGUGUGGAGAACUCGCUGUCCACCUACGAACCACACGGCUGCGUUGUGGUCUUCUCCGUGGUAGAUCGCAGCUCCUUUCGCGUGGCGGAGGAGAUCAUCAACUAUUUGUGGCAGGAGAACUACACGAAGGACAAGGCCGUCAUCCUGGUGGGCAACAAGGCGGAUCUGGCCCGCGCCCGACUCAUCACCUCGCAGGAGGGCAAAGCUCUGGCCGCCUCACGCGAUGCCAAAUUUAUUGAGACGUCCAGCGGCAUACAGCACAAUGUCGAUGAGCUGCUCGUUGGAAUAUUGAAGCAGAUGCGGCUGAAGGAGAAGCGCGAGAAGAAGGCCACCGCCUCCAAGAUGAAGACCUCCCGCACCCACAUUUCGCUGCACUUGGCCAAGGAGCUGCUGCAGAAGAUUUGCCUGAGCGACAUCUCCAAGUCGAAGAGCUGCGAGAACCUGCACGUGCUAUAGAGAUAC